Messenger RNA from Fusarium subglutinans, 1416 nucleotides. Its product is annotated as trichodiene oxygenase. Gene Ontology annotation, molecular function: heme binding; monooxygenase activity; oxidoreductase activity, acting on paired donors, with incorporation or reduction of molecular oxygen. The coding region runs from base 1 to 1416 and encodes 471 amino acids. The transcript is spliced from 3 exons. The record is from RefSeq and is a predicted model, not a curated record. NCBI's taxonomy places the organism in Eukaryota, Fungi, Ascomycota, Sordariomycetes, Hypocreales, Nectriaceae.
AUGGCCGCUUGUGGGCAAAGCUACCAGAUCUCCAUAGCCAUUACGGUAUGGCAUUGUCUCCCUUUCCAGACAUUUUCUGACAAGCAUACAGGACCCAUUGUUCGUAUUGGGCCAAAUGAAGUUCAUAUCGAAGACUCUGAGUACUUCGAUACGAUCUUUGGAUUUCGCCCUCUGAACAAAGAGGCCAUGACGGCUAAAGAGUUUGGGAUCAACCACGCCCUAUUUGGUGUUGAAGACUACAAGACUUACGUCAAGAAACGUGCUGCAUUUGGAAACGCGUUUUCCCGAACAAAGCUUUCCCAAAUACAGGACCAAAUCAACGAAGAGAUCCAAAAAGGAUGCACCUGGGUUGAGGAAAACAGUAAGGAUGGACGUCCUAUCGACCUAGCCUUCUUGUUUCGGGCUGUUCCGGCAGAAAUCAUAACCAAGUAUCUUUUCGGCCAAGAAUAUGGGUUUCUCCAUCAUGUGCAGGCCACCAAGAACCUCUACGAUAAGAGGAUGGACCGACUGUUUGGGUUCUCACAUCUGGGUCGAUUCAUACCCAAAGAGAUACCUCUCUUUUUAUCUCUCUUUCGUCAGUUGACCCUGAGGGCUCUGGGAUUCAACGAUCCAGGUUCUGCAUUUCUUGAUUAUUUCUUGCUUGCUCAGAAGUUGGUGCAAAAAGUCGUGGCUCAGCACAACGACUCGAACCGCAAUGCUGAAGGUAUCGCCCAGCAUACUGUGUUUGAUGACUUUCUGGAUAGCUCGUUGCCUCAAGAAGAAAAGGAAAAGGGCCCUCUUACUCAGCAAGCAGUGGCCAUCUGGAGUGGAGGAUGGGAUACCGUCGGCUUCGUAUUGACCUUGGCGGCCUACCAAUUACUCCAGAAUCCACAAGUUGAGCAGCGCCUUUACCAGGAACUCAAAGAGGCCUGGAAGGACCCGACUGAGCCCCCGGAGAUCACAACUUUGGAAAAUCUACCUUAUCUUACCGCUGUAGUCAAAGAAACUUUUCGUCUCUCACCUGGUGCGCUUUGCCGGCUGAGUCGCGUCAACCGCCACAGCAUUGAGCAAUAUGGCGACUGGAAAAUACCUCCAGGCACAAUCAUCAGCAUGUCCAUUCCGGAUGUCCUUGCAGACGAGGCAGUUUGGGGGCCUGAUGCUGCUGUAUUCAAACCCGAAAGAUGGCUCAGUGGAGGAGCAGACCUUGACAGAUACCUGGUGACGUUCAGCAAAGGAACACGAGUUUGUCCGGGAAUUGAGUUGGCAUGGAUCGAGACUCGCCUUGUCGUCGCUAGCCUUUUCCGAAGGUACGAGAUGAGCAUUGCACCAGAAGCAGGCAUAUCUGAUGAUGACAUCAUGCCGUAUUAUGAAGGGUUCACUCCUGCAGUCAAGAACUGGAUCUCGCGACUGCCGGUCAUGGUGAAGCCUAGAGAUUAG